AUGAUGAACGACCUGACCCUCGAGCUGGGCAGGAGGAGACGAGCGGCUUGGGGAGCGCAUGUGAGCAUCGAGAAUGUAGUGAAGAAGAUCAGAAACACCCGGCUUCGUGCUCACUUCUUCAACACCACCGUGCUUCCUGCUUUGACCUAUGCUUCGAAACCUGGGCAUUUCGCAAGCAGGAAGAAAAUGCGCACACUACAGGAAGAUAACCGACGUGAUGGUCAGAUUUCUUCACGAAGUCCUUCAAAGAAAAAUAUGAUGCUCUUCGGGUCCCACGCGAAAGGAGUAACCACUGGCCUCCCCCGGCACGCCACCGGAACAAAUGGAAGAAUUACUGGCGCCCGCUCGACCAGUUCGAAGGUCAGUGGAAGUCAAGGUGAUCAAGGUGAUCAAGGCACAAAACAAUCCGUAGCCGUAAAAGGUCGUCUUGAAUGCAACGGAGUACCAGCAUCAAAUGUGAAGGUGAAACUCUACGAAAAGGAGCUACUUUUCGAUAAAAAAUUGGAUCAAGGAAAAACGAAUUCAUCUGGAGCUUUCUAUUUAUCUGGAAGCAAAACGGAAAUCACUAACAUCGACCCUAAAGUAAAUAUUUACCACAAAUGUGGAUACAAAGGGCCCUGCUACAAAAAGAUUGGAAUCACCGUCCCGGAUAGUUUCAUAACUCGCGGCAGCACACCAAAAUCCGCCUUCGAUAUCGGUACAAUCAAUCUUGCCGGCAAAUUCAAGGGAGAAUCAAUAGACUGCAUAAAUUGA
Necator americanus (New World hookworm) is the source of this 753-nucleotide messenger RNA. RefSeq lists its product as uncharacterized. NCBI's taxonomy places the organism in Eukaryota, Metazoa, Nematoda, Chromadorea, Rhabditida, Ancylostomatidae. The record is from RefSeq and is a predicted model, not a curated record. Gene Ontology annotation, cellular component: cell surface. The transcript has 5 exons. Bases 1 to 753 code for a protein of 250 amino acids.